This is a messenger RNA of Chara braunii, 2069 nucleotides long. The record is from the annotation of a GenBank genome assembly. NCBI's taxonomy places the organism in Eukaryota, Viridiplantae, Streptophyta, Charophyceae, Charales, Characeae.
GAGGUCUUUUGGCCUGGAGAGGUAUGUGAUACUACCGAUUCGACACACAGAGAAGACUGAUGACUACACAUAUGAGAAGUUUCUAAUAACGGAUUUUUGUCCCAGCAUGAACUCGCGGGAUGUUGAUAAACACGAGGUUAGAAGGCGGAGGAAGGUGAGGAGGGGCCGUAGGGAGAGGAGGGGUAGAUCUGCUUUGACCCGUGUUAGGGAAACAAUUACUGGAUGCUACCGAGAAGGUAGCUUUGCCUCCUUAUACAACUGGCUGAGUGACAGAGGUCGCAUGGAGGAGGUGCACGAGGUGGUGACCUUCAGUAGGGGAACGAUAUGGAUCGAUAGUUGGAAGAUGAUUAGGAGAGCAUUUGGGGAUACAAGGCUCCUGAUCUCUGGAAGCCGGAUACUUCUCAAGCAUGCAAAGGGGAAAAUGCAGCAAGGUGGGACGGUGACUUUCCUGAGGAUUGUAAAGAUGAAGACUACGACCGAGAAAAAUAAGCAUUUUCUCGCACUACUCCUCAAGUGUCCGAGACCCGCGUCGCAGCUGGCCAAUCUGACUACGAACAAACUCGUAGGGCUCUACCGGGCUGCUGGUUGCUUCGCUGAGAAGAAAACCAAGCUGGCCUUGCACUGGAAGAUCGACAGCGCGAUCAGGAAGAAGAUAGGCACCGGCGUAAGAAGAAGGAUCAAUGUGAAACUGCGCUUCGAUUCCGGCAUACGGAAGAAAGGAGUGUGGAGGAUGGUUGAGCAGGUUGUUGACGGCAAGAUACAAGACAAGGUUGUAGCAGGCUUCAUGAAGACCAAGAUCCGGGUAGUAUGGCUGAGAAACAGGACGGUAGGGCAGGUGCUACAUAACCAGAAAAUGUUUGCGGUGGAGGAGGAGUCUCCCUGUGGAUGCGGCACCUUCAGUCUCCUGAAGACGGAUGGCCAUGUAGCCACAAGGUUCGCAGAGCUGCCCGAUGUCCCAACUUUUUUACGCAACUCCAAAAACAUCACGAGAUCCAGCAAGGCGCUAAAUGGAGAUACCUUGAUCCAAUCAGUGCUCGACGCGACGAAGCACAUUCAAGGAAAUGCACCGAAGAUCACGGUUCCGGAGGGAACCUUCGCUGAAGGAAGGCGCGCAUCUACGGCCUGGAAGGAUGAUGAAAAAAGGAUAGCAAGGGUGUUGCACUACCUUCUCAUUAGACUCCCGGCAAGGAGCUCAUUUUAUCUCAAUUUUGUGGCCGAUCUGCGGGAUGGUUUGGAAACGGCGGAGCGGAGUCUGAAAGCUGCUCGCUGCUCACAGGUGGUGGGGAGAUGCUACGAUAUUAAAGAGAUGCUUUCACGAAUCCCGCAUGAAGUUGUGAUUCAAGCAGUGGAACAACUGCUCUGCAUGUUUGAGGAUGGCGGUUGGAAGACGGUGAAGGUCUCAUACCGGGCAAAGGCAUGUGUCAUCAACACCACAAGAAAGAAGACCGAUGGAUAUGUCAACUUCACUCUCCAGGAUCUGCUCCGAGGAGUACGAUUUGAUCUUGAGCAUUCAGGGGUUCGGUGCAGAAACAAGAUAAUGAGGCAGAUUUUUGGAAUCCCUAUGGGAAAAUCCACGAGCCCCGUUCUGGCAUCGAUCACGUGUGCCAUGGCUGAAGUACGUUUUCUUAAACAGCUGGGAGCAGACAGAGUACUGAUCCGCGGGUGGCGUAUCAUGGACGAUAUCUCCAUAGUGGUCGGGGUUAACCGCAAUAUGCACGACGAGAACCAUCCAGAGGAGUUGCUCAGACUCUUUGAAAGGAUAUACGAUGUGAACCUCGAAGUCGUGCGAAAAGAUGAAUGCGGCCUUACCUGGCAGUUUGUUGGUGGCUCGAUCUUCCUCUGUAACGGGCCUUUGCGACUGUACUACAUACCGCUGACAAAGAACACUGAACCGCUGACGGAACGAGGUGUUUUGACUUUUCAGACGAUGCAAGAUUUUACCUCAUAUUCCGAAAAGCGAGUGAAAAAAGCGGUUUAGGCUGUGGGGGCAUUCGACCAGCAAAACACUGGUUCUGGGCACUAUAGCAUGUGCUAUCUUUGAAGCAAACCUCCGGGGCUAACCCCCGGAG